ACUUUAGUACCCUAAUUCUCAGUUAGCAAGGCUCUUGCAAGUCAAGAUGGAGAGCAAAAGCUUGUCCGUGUGUCUAUUGAUUGUGGCUCUCCUCGGAUCCUGCCAUGGAUCUUCAUCCCAAAUUUCUGAAAUUGUCAAGGAGCAUUUUGUGGCUUUUCAGCAAAGGGCAGCAGGAGAAAACCCGUUGAAUUAUCUGCCCAAGGAUUUGGAGGAGUUCUUACCUUAUGCUAAAACUUUGAACCGAGUUCGGCCUUUGGUAUUGGACAAGAGACAACAAGGAUUGGUUUGCAUAGCUUGCGAGUCUUUUGUCGACUCUGUCAUCGACAAUCUGAACUCGGGUACUCCGAUUGAAGACAUCAUCACUGACAUCUCCGACUAUUGCAUUGCCUUGGACAUUGUCUCAGCAAUCGAAUGUAGAGGGAUUGUUGAGAUCUAUGCUCCCGAGUUGCAAUAUAUUGUCCAAAAUAGCCAAACCAAUGGCGCUCAAUUUUGCGCUCUUCUCCUUGGAAGUGGUUGUGAAGCAUCGGAGUCAGUCAAUGCUUGGACCGUUCCAGUUCCAGAUGGCAAACCUCCCGUGGAAACACCCACGGAACCGGAAGCUGGAUCCCCAACAACCAGGGUUCUUCAGCUAUCUGACUUCCACUUAGAUUUGACUUAUACUGUUGGCAAUGCUGCUUCCGAAUGCGGUCAGAUCUUGUGUUGCACUGACGCGGUUGGUGAACCAACUUUAUCUGAGAAUGCCGCAGGAUAUUGGGGCGGUUACGCGUGUGACACCCCCAUUUGGAUGUUCCAAGACAUGUUGGAACAAAUCGCAUCCACUCACCAGGACAUCGAUUACAUCAUGAUCACGGGGGAUUACCCCGCCCAUGACCUUUGGGCGCAAAGUCGAGAGCGAAAUUUGGAGAGCGCCAAAUCCAUCACUGACUUGGUCAAACAAGUCUUUCCCGACACACCAAUCUUUCCCAGUUUGGGAAACCACGAAUCAUUUCCUUGUAAUAGCUUUCCACCAAGUACUUUGAAUAACACGGAAUUCAAUCCCAGUUGGCUGUACAACGCCCUGAAAGAUCUUUAUUCGGAUUGGUUGCCUCAAGAGGCUUUGGAUACGUUCGUCAAGGAUGGGUAUUACACCACUGAGAUCAUGCCAGGACUACGGGCCAUAGCCGUCAACUCAAUGACUUGCUACAACUUAAACUUUUGGCUGAAUUAUAACUGGGCCGAUGCCAAUGGCCAGCUGGCUUGGCUGGUUGAGGAACUGACCAAAGCUGAAAUGAAUGGCGAGAGAGUUCAUAUCCUGAGUCACAUCCCUCCUGGUAAAGACGACUGUCUUGGCUCUUGGGGUAGAGAGUUCACGAAAAUUGUCCUUUGUGGAUAGGUAAGAUCUGUGAAUAGGUUCGAGAACACCAUCACCGCUCAGUUUUAUGGGCACACUCAUAACGAUGAAUAUACAGUGUUCUACGAUGUCGAAACCAACUCUCGAGCCACAAGUAUUGGGUUUAUUGCACCCAGUGUGACCCCUUGGCACGACUUAAAUCCUUACAGGAUCUACACUUUGGAUGGUCCUUAUCCUGGAGCGUCAAUGAGAGUUCUCGAGUCUGAAACUUACAUGUACGACAUGAUUGAGGCUAAUCUCCAAGGCAGCACGGUUCGUCCCAAGUAUUUCAAACUCUAUGAUGCAAAGACCGUUGGGAUGAAGAAUCUGUUUCCUGAGGAGUGGGAUCAGCUGGCAAGGAGAAUGGUAACCGAUGACGAGUUGUAUGGCAAAUUCUUUAAGUAUUACACGCAAAGCACAAACUUGGACGAUGCGGACAAAUGGACGGUGAUUUGCUCUUUGGUACGAUCAUCCAACUUGGAUGAGAAAUGCGAGGAGAUUCUGGCCCUGCACCGACCCAAGGUUGACGAGUCAUACUUUCAAAUAGGCCGAGCGUUUAUUGACGUGAUUGCUUGA
Molecule: messenger RNA, 1945 nt
Organism: Tigriopus californicus
Lineage: Eukaryota; Metazoa; Arthropoda; Copepoda; Harpacticoida; Harpacticidae
Product: sphingomyelin phosphodiesterase-like
Biological process (GO): sphingomyelin catabolic process; ceramide biosynthetic process
Cellular component (GO): lysosome
Molecular function (GO): acid sphingomyelin phosphodiesterase activity
Source: RefSeq, a predicted model, not a curated record